GACUGAGCAGAGGCCAGAAGAAAACUUCAGUAGCCUCUCAGACCUUAUUACACACAAGAGAAUCAACUUCGAAGAGACACGUUACACAUGGCAUGAGUGUGGGGAAAGCUUCAAUGAGAGCUCAGACCUUUUCACACAUCAGAGAAUCCACAGAGGAGAGAGACCCUACAUGUGCUCUGAGUGUGGGAAAGGCUUCAGUCGGAGCUCUACCCUUAUCGCACACAGGAGAAUCCACACAGGAGAGACGCCCUACACAUGCUCUGAGUGCGGGAAAAGCUUUAAAUGGCACUCAAACCUUAUCAAACAUCGUAGAAUCCACACAGGAGAGAAGCCCCACACAUGCUCGGAAUGUGGGAAAAGCUUCAGUUGCAGCUCAAACCUUAUCACACAUCGUAGAAUCCACACUGGAGAGACGCCCUACACAUGCUCUGAGUGCGGGAAAAGUUUCAAUUGGAGCUCAGACCUUAUCAAACAUCAUAGAAUCCACACUCGAGAGAGCACCGACACAUGCUCUGAGUGUGGGAAAAGCUUCAGUCAGAGCUCUACCCUUAUCGCACACAGGAGAAUCCACACCGGAGAGACGCCUUACACAUGCUCUGAGUGUGGGAAAAGCUUCAAUCGGAGCUCAAACCUUAUCGCACAUCAGAGAAUCCACAUGAGAGAGAUGCCCUACACAUGCUCUGAGUGUGGGAAAAGCUUCAAUCGGAGCUCAGACCUUAUCAAACAUCAGAGAAUCCACACUGGAGAGAAACCCUACACAUGCUCUGGAUGCGGGAAAAGCUUCAAUCGGAGCUCAACCCUUAUCGUACAUCAGAGAAUCCACACAAGAGAGACACCCUACAUGUGCUCUGAGUGUGGGAAAAGCUUCAGUCAAAACUCACACCUUAUCUCACAUCGUAGAAUCCAC
This is a messenger RNA of Mauremys reevesii (Reeves's turtle), 907 nucleotides long. Its product is annotated as zinc finger protein 551-like. NCBI's taxonomy places the organism in Eukaryota, Metazoa, Chordata, Testudines, Geoemydidae. The annotation marks the transcript as partial. The record is from RefSeq and is a predicted model, not a curated record. The transcript has a single exon.